AGUGGGGCUGGCAACAACUGGGCCAAAGGGCACUACACGGAAGGUGCUGAGCUGGUGGACUCUGUCCUGGAUGUGGUGAGGAAGGAGUCGGAGAGCUGUGACUGCCUCCAGGGCUUCCAGUUGACCCACUCGUUGGGUGGAGGCACGGGCUCUGGGAUGGGCACCCUCCUCAUCAGCAAGAUCCGGGAGGAGUACCCCGACCGCAUCAUGAACACCUUCAGCGUCAUGCCCUCCCCCAAGGUGUCGGACACAGUGGUGGAGCCCUACAACGCCACCCUCUCUGUGCACCAGCUGGUGGAGAACACGGAUGAGACCUACUGCAUUGACAACGAGGCCCUGUAUGACAUUUGCUUCCGCACCCUG
Molecule: messenger RNA, 363 nt
Organism: Pterocles gutturalis (yellow-throated sandgrouse)
Lineage: Eukaryota; Metazoa; Chordata; Aves; Pterocliformes; Pteroclidae
Product: tubulin beta chain-like
Exons: 1
Biological process (GO): mitotic cell cycle; microtubule cytoskeleton organization
Cellular component (GO): cytoplasm; microtubule
Molecular function (GO): structural constituent of cytoskeleton; GTP binding; GTPase activity
Source: RefSeq, a predicted model, not a curated record